AAAUAUGGAGCGUUUAAAAUCCCUCUUUAAAAGCACACGAGAAGUAACUGAUCUUCAAUCAAAACCAAUAGAAGAAUGGAGUGUAAAAGACUUUCAAGAAUGGUUGAGAGAACAUCAAUAUCAAAAGAAGGUUACACAGAUUUUAAAAAAGGAAGAAUGGAACGGAAAGUGUUUAAUCGAUUUUACAGAAGAAGAUUUAAAAAAGCUAGGAAUUCCAAGUGGUUCAGCUAAAGGUAUAACCAAUUCCAUCAAUCAACUCAAACAAGAACAAAUCAAAGCAGGACUUUUCCAACCAUCAAGAGCAUCCAAUGCUUCACAACGUUUAGAUAAUAAUUCCACAUCAACUACAACCUCAACAACAACAAACAAUACUGAUGAUCCAAAUAGUGCUGUUUCGAAUAAUCGUCAAUCAUCAGAAUCGAAUACUAGUACUGGUACAGCAACAACAGAUUCAACACAAAAUGGUCAUCAAGUGGUUCAAUUGUUGGACAAAUCAGAGGAGGAAGACAAUUGUGAAUCAUCAUCGGCAACAACAACUCAACAACGAUCAAAGGGAGGUACUCUUUUUAAUACAUCAUCUGGAUCUGAAAUGAAUAGUACUUCUGGAGGAUUAGCUAACGGAAGUGAAAGAUAUGUUGCUGCACCUCCAUUUCUUGUUUCCUCUCUGACAGGUGAAGAAAAGAAGGAUUAUGACAAGUGUUUAAAGAAGGUUGAAUUGGCUUGUCAAGAUUAUCCACCUUCUGUUCAAGCUACUAUUUGUCAAGAUUGUAUUUUCCCAGAUAGAUUUCAAUAUAGAUAUUUUAAUCCACUGAGAUUGUCAGAUAAAGAUAGACAAGUUAACAAAAUGAUGGAACCUUUCAUUAAAGUUAAAUUGGUCAUUACUGAAAUGGAUACUGGUAUGGCUCAUAGAUUAUUGAGAUUAAUUGGUACAAGAAUUCACAAAACUAUCAAAUCUAUGGAUUACGGAAUGUUUCACACUGCUCUCAUUGUCGGUGUGUAUUAUGUUGAGUGGGUCGAUUCUUCACUGGUGACAGUUAGAAAGAAGAGUAGUAGCAAGGCAGUUUUUGCAACAGACAUUGCAACAAUUUCAGGACAAGAAAAUGUCGAUAAUGCUUUUAAAAAUUUAUCGGAAUUGAUUUGUACAUGGAACAGAACACGUGACUAUGAUAACAAGUCAUCAAAUUGUCAACAUUUUUGUACUGAGGCAAUUGAAAAACUUGGUUUAGCGUCAGCUUUUGAUAAAAUUGCAAAUCAAGGACCACUGAAGGAAUAUCUCACAAGACUCAAAACCACAGGAGCAUGUGACAUGUCAUACAGAGUUAACGAUGAUGUUAAAGAAACAUUAUUGAAUUCUGAUAGUAUAACUCCUGAAUUGACUGAAUUCUUGAAAUCUUCUGGAAAUGCAUUAACAUUCCCUUCACACAAAAUUCUCGAUCAGUUCGUUCACAUUUUACAAGAAGAAGAUCCACUCUAUUUUGAGAAUGAACCAUUCGAUUAUGUUUUACUGAAAGCUUACGACAGAGCUUUCUGGUUAAGAAGUCAAUCAAAGGGAACCGGUGGCGUUGAUACUUCACAUUAUUGGACAAAUCCAAACACUGGUGCUUGCAUGUGUCCAUUCAACAAGAAUGCAACCAAUGUUGAAAAUGAGGAAAUUGUCAAUUCAAUCAUUGGCAAAGAUUUUGAACUUGGUUCUUAUAGACCUACUUAUCCUGUGAGAUUGGAUUAAUAUUUUGUUUCUUUCUAACUCUCUACAUGUACAAAAUAAAUUUAAAAGCAUUGUGUUC
Naegleria gruberi is the source of this 1784-nucleotide messenger RNA. RefSeq lists its product as uncharacterized. Gene Ontology annotation, molecular function: protein binding. Gene Ontology annotation, cellular component: cytoplasm. NCBI's taxonomy places the organism in Eukaryota, Heterolobosea, Eutetramitea, Acrasida, Naegleriidae. The transcript has 4 exons. The record is from RefSeq and is a predicted model, not a curated record. Bases 5 to 1726 code for a protein of 573 amino acids.